Messenger RNA from Dipodomys spectabilis (banner-tailed kangaroo rat), 2508 nucleotides. It is a transcript of the gene Grk5, whose product is annotated as G protein-coupled receptor kinase 5. Gene Ontology annotation, biological process: regulation of signal transduction; protein phosphorylation; signal transduction. The coding region runs from base 245 to 2017 and encodes 590 amino acids. The record is from RefSeq and is a predicted model, not a curated record. The transcript is spliced from 16 exons. Lineage: Eukaryota; Metazoa; Chordata; Mammalia; Rodentia; Heteromyidae. Gene Ontology annotation, cellular component: cytoplasm. Gene Ontology annotation, molecular function: ATP binding; G protein-coupled receptor kinase activity.
GAGAGUGUUGAGGGAGGGGGGAGGGGGGACACAGAGGGAGGAAGAAGCGACGGCGGCGGCUCCUCGGUGCAGAGGGGGGAAACUCCGAGGGCUCCGACAGGAAUAAUGCGGUAGCCCGGCGGGCGGCUGGCUCCCGGCUCCGGCAGCAGCGGCGGCGGCCCGAGCGGCGGCAGCCCGAGCAGCGGCAGCGCCCCGGGCGCUGACAGCCCCGCCGACCGGCCCCCUCGCUGACCGCCGGCUGUCAAUGGAGCUGGAAAACAUCGUGGCCAACACGGUCUUGCUGAAAGCCCGGGAAGGGGGUGGAGGAAAACGCAAAGGGAAAAGCAAGAAGUGGAAGGAAAUCCUGAAGUUUCCUCACAUCAGCCAGUGUGAAGACCUCCGAAGAACCAUAGACAGAGAUUACUGCAGUCUAUGUGACAAGCAGCCAAUUGGGAGGCUGCUUUUCCGGCAGUUCUGCGAAACUAGGCCUGGGCUGGAGUGCUACAUUCAGUUCCUGGACUCGGUGGCAGAAUACGAAGUUACUCCAGAUGAAAAACUUGGAGAGAAAGGGAAAGAAAUUAUGACCAAGUACUUCACCCCAAAGUCCCCAGUUUUCAUCACCCAAGUUGGUCAAGACCUCAUCUCCCAGACAGAGGCAAAGCUCCUGCAAAGACCCUGCAAAGAACUCUUCUCCCCCUGUGCACAGUCUGUCCAUGACUACCUGAAGGGAGAACCAUUCAACGAAUACCUGGACAGCAUGUAUUUUGACCGAUUUCUGCAGUGGAAGUGGCUGGAAAGGCAACCAGUGACCAAAAACACAUUCCGGCAGUAUCGAGUGCUCGGGAAGGGGGGCUUUGGAGAGGUCUGUGCCUGCCAGGUGCGGGCUACAGGUAAAAUGUAUGCCUGCAAGCGCUUGGAGAAGAAGAGGAUCAAGAAGCGGAAAGGGGAGUCCAUGGCACUCAACGAGAAGCAGAUUCUUGAGAAGGUCAACAGUCAAUUUGUGGUCAACCUGGCCUAUGCCUACGAGACCAAGGACGCACUGUGCCUCGUCCUAACCAUCAUGAAUGGUGGCGACCUGAAGUUCCACAUCUACAACAUGGGGAACCCCGGCUUCGAGGAGGAGCGAGCCUUGUUUUAUGCCGCCGAGAUCCUCUGUGGCUUAGAAGACCUGCACCGGGAGAACACUGUGUACAGAGAUCUGAAACCUGAAAACAUCUUGUUGGAUGAUUACGGCCACAUCAGGAUCUCAGACCUGGGGCUGGCCGUGAAGAUCCCGGAGGGAGACCUGAUACGCGGCCGGGUUGGCACCGUCGGCUACAUGGCCCCAGAGGUCCUGAACAACCAGCGAUACGGCCUGAGUCCUGACUACUGGGGCCUGGGCUGCCUCAUCUACGAGAUGAUCGAGGGCCAGUCGCCGUUCCGAGGCCGCAAGGAGAAGGUGAAGCGGGAGGAGGUGGACCGCCGGGUCCUGGAGACUGAGGAGGCAUACUCGCACAAGUUCUCCGAGGAGGCCAAGUCCAUCUGCAAGAUGCUGCUCACCAAAGAUGCAAAGCAGAGACUGGGCUGCCAGGAGGAGGGCGCUGGCGAGGUCAAGAGGCACGCCUUCUUCAGGAACAUGAACUUCAAGCGCCUGGAGGCUGGCAUGUUGGAUCCUCCCUUUGUGCCAGACCCCCGCGCUGUGUACUGCAAGGACGUGCUGGACAUCGAACAGUUCUCCACCGUGAAGGGCGUCAACCUGGACCACACAGACGACGACUUCUACUCCAAGUUCUCCACAGGCUCCGUGUCCAUCCCAUGGCAAAACGAGAUGAUAGAAACAGAAUGCUUUAAGGAGCUGAAUGUGUUCGGCCCCAACGGUACCCUCUCACCGGACCUGAACAGAAGCCAGCCUCCGGAACCUCCCAAGAAAGGGCUGCUCCAGAGACUCUUCCGGCGGCAGCAUCACAACAAUUCCAAGAGUUCGCCCAAUUCCAGGCCCAGCCAUAACCACCACAUCAAUUCAAACCACAUCAGUUCCAACUCCACGGGAAGCAGCUAGUUGCCGCUCAGGCCCGGAAGUCCACAUGGAGCCAGACCAAACCCUUCUCCUUGGAAGCAGAACUCGUGCCAGUGGGACUUCCACUGUGGCUGGGCAGCCGGAGAUGCCCCCGGGAAGCAGGGGGAAGGAGACCGUCCACCCUCUCAAGGAGCCUCAAGGUUUCUCAAAGAAAUUUCCACUCAGGUCUGUUUUCUAAGGCGGCCCCACGCCGGAUGGAUUGCCUAGCCCUUGCUGAACCUUGCAAUAGAAACCCAAUGGGAUCUGACAACUUGCACGCAUUUUAAUAGCAUCCUGACUAGAACUGAAUUUUGUCUUUAUUAUUUUUAAAGAAAAGUUUUGUAAAUUUCUCUAUUGUCUCAGUUUACAUUUUGUAUAUUUGUAUUUAAAUGAAAGUUGGAUUUUGAGGGUGUAUAUUUUCUGUGCAGCCACUGUUAAGCCAUGUGUUUGAAGACAUUUUAGAGGGGUACCGGGGGGGUGGGGGGAGAAUUUAC